UUUUCUUUUCAUUUAGUGGUGCGGGUGGCAAAGAUGAAGGAGACGGUCUCGCAUAAAGCGCCGAAGGUCAUAAAACGGCUUCAGUUCAGUACACUUAACUCUCAGGAUGUGGUCAAAAUCUCAGAAUUCCAAGUAACACAUCGGGAUCUGUACACUGCCACAGACCGAGUACCCGUAAAAGAUGGUGUCCUCGACAGACGGCUGGGUACGUCCGAGAAGAACGCAUUUUGCGAGACCUGUGGACUGAAUAGUGUGGACUGUGUGGGCCACUAUGCGUAUAUCAAGCUGGUCGUGCCCGUUUUCCACAUCGGGUACUUCAAGCAUACGAUUGGUAUAUUGCAGUGUAUAUGUAAAACCUGUGCUCGCGUUCUACUCGAAGAACCUGACCGUCGCGUUUUCAUUAAACGUUUCCGCCGUCCCAACCUCGAAAAUGUCCAACGACAAGCCAUCUUCAAAGCCGUCAAUGGCGCUGCCCGUAAAACAGUUUACUGCCCAUAUUGUUCCGCCACAAAUGGAGCCGUCAAGAAGGCGGGUGCCUUGAAGAUCGUACAUGACAAGUUCCGCGCGAAGAAAACGGCUGAGGAGAUGGAGAAGUUCAAGAGGAGUUUUGCACCGGCGGUGGAGGCGCAGAAGGAGCUCGGGCAGUAUAUCAAUAAAGCGGUCAUGGAGGAUUUGAACGCGUUGAAGGUGUUGGAUCUGUUCAAGAGAAUUUCAGCAGAGGACUGCGAAUUGCUUGGGCUGCGGCCAGAGUAUAACAGACCAGAAGAGUUCAUCUGGCAGUAUAUCUCAGUACCUCCAGUCUGUAUCCGACCAUCCGUGCAGCAGGACGGAGCUUCGAAUGAAGACGAUUUGACCGUCAAACUCACCGAGAUCGUCUUUACUAAUGCACUCAUCCGACAAGGUCUCGCCAAAGGUGCUCCCACCGCACAAUUGAUGGAACAAUGGGAAUUCCUCCAACUCUCCGUAGGCAUGUACAUCAACUCCGAAAUGCCUGGCGUUCCCUCUCAGAUGGGCCAAAAACCCAUUCGCGGUUUCUGCCAACGUCUCAAAGGCAAGCAGGGUCGUUUCCGAGGCAACCUCUCCGGAAAGCGUGUCGACUUCUCUGGCCGUACCGUUAUAUCCCCUGACCCGAAUCUGCGCAUCGACGAGGUCGCCGUUCCAGAGCGUGUGGCGAAAAUAUUGACGUAUCCCGAGAGGGUUACCGGUUUCAACAUUGAUAGGCUGAGGAAGGCGGUGAGGAAUGGGUGCGAUGUGCAUCCUGGGGCGAAUUAUGUGACGGCGGGUAGUAGUGGGUUCAAGAAGUAUCUGAAGUUUGGGAACAGGGAAGGGAUUGCCGAUGGGUUGAGGACGGGAGAUAUAGUAGAGAGGCAUAUUAUUGAUGGGGAUAUAGUGCUGUUCAAUCGACAGCCGAGUUUGCACAAGCUUUCUAUCAUGUGUCAUCGAGUCAAAGUUAGGCCAUGGCGAUCUUUCCGUCUCAACGAGUGUGUCUGUAAUCCUUACAACGCCGACUUCGACGGUGACGAAAUGAACCUUCACGUCCCUCAAACCGAGGAAGCCCGCACCGAAGCCCUUGAACUCAUGAACGUCAAACACAACAUGGUCACGCCACGAAACGGAGAGCCCGUCAUCGCCGCCAUCCAAGACUUCAUCACCGCCUCGUACCUUCUCUCCCGCCGCGACCAAUUCUUUGACCGUCGCCAAUUCACGCAGAUUUGCUCCUACUUUGCGGAUGCAGACCUACAAAUCGAUAUCCCACCACCGACGAUCUGGAAACCUGUACGCCUAUGGACGGGUAAGCAGGUCUUCAACGUCCUCAUGCAUCCAAACAAGAAGUCGAAUGUGCUGGUGAAUGUGGAGACGAAGUGUAAUAACCAGCAGAAGCCGGAUUCAAAAGCAUAUCCAAGGAUUAAGGACCCGGCGCCGGAUUUGAGCCCAAAUGAUGGGUGGUUGGUUAUUGUGAACAGUGAGAUCAUGUGUGGAGUCAUGGACAAGGCGACUGUGGGAGGAGGUAAGAAGAAGAUGGUGUUUGGAAUCAUCAUGAGAGAUUACGGGCCACACGAGGCCGCAGCUGCUAUGAACAGGUUGGCGAAGCUUUGCGCGAGGUGGCUCGCCAACUUUGGUUUCUCACUUGGCAUCAACGAUGUCAUACCCGGUCCUAUCCUUUCGGAGAAGAAGGAUGAUCUGGUCGAGAAGGCGUAUGCCAAAUGUCUGGACAUGAUUACGCUUGCCAAGAAGGGUAAACUGGAGAACAAGCCAGGUUGUGAUCAGGAGCAGACGUUGGAAGCCAUGAUCUCCGGUGUGCUUUCAAAGGUUCGAGAGGAAGUCGGUCAGAUAUGCAUGGAGGAACUCAGCAGGCAUAACGCACCCCUUAUCAUGGCUACCUGUGGUUCAAAAGGUUCCGUCAUCAAUGUAUCCCAGAUGGUCGCCUGUGUUGGGCAACAAAUUAUUGCAGGUCACCGUGUCCCCGAUGGCUUCCAAGACCGUUCUCUUCCGCACUUCCCCAAGAAAUCCCGCGAACCGCCAUCAAAGGGUUUCGUCCGCAAUAGUUUCUACUCUGGUCUCAGUCCCACCGAGUUCCUUUUCCACGCCAUCUCCGGCCGAGAAGGUCUUGUCGACACAGCGGUCAAGACCGCUGAGACAGGUUACAUGCAACGGAGGCUGAUGAAGGCGUUGGAGGAUCUGACGACACAGUAUGAUUUGUCGGUGAGGAAUGCGACGGGUGGGGUUGUACAGUUCAGAUAUGGUGACGAUGGUCUGGAUCCUGCCUGUCUAGAAGGAGAUGCGCAACCUAUCGAGUUCGUCAGAGCCUGGAGUCAUGCCGCCUCCAUAGCGGGCCGGUCUUUGCGUGGUCUGCUCCCGUACGAAGUAUUGGAGAUUACCGACCGCGAGUUGGCCAAGCAGAGGUUCACUGUUGAGUGCAGUGCAGCCUACAUUGCGACUAUUCGUAGCUUCGUUCUCGAGAAUGUGGCAACUCGGUUGGCCGAUGCACGACAAAGUCGUGGCAUGUUCGAUGCGCUCUAUCGAGAGGCAGAGUGGGAUGAGGAGACAGAUCUGUCUAUGGGAGCUACUGCGGCGGAAAAGGCCAUAGUCGACAACAAGGCGAAAGUCACAGAAGACCAGCUCCUUUCGUUCUUGAACAUCUGUUGGACGAAAUACGUCCGCGCAAAGAUCGAGCCUGGUUCUACUGUCGGCGCCGUGGGUGCCCAGUCCAUUGGUGAGCCAGGAACGCAGAUGACCUUGAAGACUUUCCAUUUCGCCGGUGUUGCCUCCAUGAACGUCACGCUGGGUGUACCUCGUAUCAAGGAGAUUAUAAAUGCAGCGAAGGUCAUCAGCACGCCAAUCAUUAGUUGCAAACUCGUCACUGCAGAUUCGGAGCCAUCGGCUCGUAUCGUUAAAGGGCGGCUGGAAAAGACCCACCUGGGAGAUAUCGCCGCUGUACUAGAAGAAGCUUGGGCUCCAGAGUACACUUACAUUGGUAUUAUGGUUGAUAUGGAGAGUGUGCAGAAACUUCAGCUCGAAUUGACUCUCGACGACAUCAAAUGGGGAAUCGUCAAAGCGAAGAAGCUCAAAGUCAAACAGGAGCAAAUCACCAUCAUCCCCAAGAAGAAUCGUCUACGACUUUACAUCGACGGUCAGGACAAAUAUUAUCGACUGCGUGAACUCAAGAGACUGCUGCCGGACGUUGUGGUGAAAGGUGUCCCGACUAUCGCUCGUGCUGUCAUUAACGUCAAAGACAAGGAUGACGGCCGAGGUAAGAAGGGCGACCGAGAAUUGCUUGUCGAAGGAUACGGUCUUCAAAAGGUUAUGACAACCGAAGGUAUCGUCGGCGAACAAACUUCGUCCAACCACGUUAUCGAAACCGCCCAGGUUCUGGGUAUCGAAGCCGCACGGUUGACCAUCAUCAACGAGAUUCAGUACACCAUGGGCUCGCACGGAAUGAGCAUCGAUCCCCGACAUGUCAUGUUGCUCGGCGAUGUAAUGACCUAUAAGGGCGAGGUUCUGGGUAUCACUCGCUUCGGUGUCGCAAAGAUGAAGGACAGCGUCUUGAUGUUGGCAUCCUUCGAGAAGACGACUGAUCAUUUGUUCGACGCAUCCGCAUGGGGCAAGACGGACAGCGUGGCAGGUGUGUCGGAAAGUAUCAUCAUGGGCAACCCUGCCGCAAAUUGUGGCACGUCGAUGCCUGCAUUGUAUUCACCAGCCCCUAGAAUCAGUAAACCGAGGAAGUUACUGUUUGAGGAUGCGCUCUAGGUGUUUUGUCGCCUUUUGUGUCCGCCGCUGCCCAUCUAACUUUAUUGUAUGUACCACCUCUGCUAUCAUGCUAGUCUUUGAGUACACGUUGCGUGUUGUUCCUU
Messenger RNA from Stereum hirsutum FP-91666 SS1, 4352 nucleotides. Its product is annotated as beta and beta-prime subunits of DNA dependent RNA-polymerase. Gene Ontology annotation, biological process: DNA-templated transcription. NCBI's taxonomy places the organism in Eukaryota, Fungi, Basidiomycota, Agaricomycetes, Russulales, Stereaceae. The transcript is spliced from 21 exons. Gene Ontology annotation, molecular function: DNA binding; DNA-directed RNA polymerase activity. Bases 34 to 4248 code for a protein of 1404 amino acids. The record is from RefSeq and is a predicted model, not a curated record.